Molecule: messenger RNA, 471 nt
Organism: Meloidogyne enterolobii
Lineage: Eukaryota; Metazoa; Nematoda; Chromadorea; Rhabditida; Meloidogynidae
Source: the annotation of a GenBank genome assembly
AUGUCUUUACACAUAUCAUUAUCGUUUUUUAAAUAUUAUGUUCAAUUUCUAACAGAAUAUUUCAUUUAUUUGUCUACUAUGAUGUUUGUCUAUCGAAGUUUUCAAGUUUUCGGACCUAGUCGUUUAGCUACACAACAAUGCAUUAGACGACUAUACUCAACAGAACUCGAUGCUCAUGACUAUGCAUUUAUGGGAGUGGGAGCCGACACGAGUGCGAUACGUGGGGUACUGGAGAAGUCUCAAGGCAUCGACAGGUACCAUUCAAGAAUCUACUUUCGCCUGCUGGUUUCAACACGUGAAGAGCCAAAUAUGGUUUAUGCACAAGCUGGUGAAAACAAAGUCGUCGGAUGCAUUUGUGAGAAAGACAGCAAACAUGUGAAUUAUUGGAUUUUAAAAAACGAUGGAAAAGCUAGACGAUGCGAAUGCGAACAAUGGUUCAAAGUGGUGGAUGCUGAACCAGAAAGUGUCUGA